This is a messenger RNA of Cylindrotheca closterium, 1500 nucleotides long. The record is from the annotation of a GenBank genome assembly. Lineage: Eukaryota; Bacillariophyta; Bacillariophyceae; Bacillariales; Bacillariaceae.
AUGUCAAUGUCAGCGUCAGACUCAGUGCUAUCAUCCCCUACCGCCCGUCGAGCUCUGGUGGAUCGACUGGGCCAAGAAGCAGAAAAUCAUGAAAAUACUAGCUCCAUCACUGCCAACGUCGGAACUCAAAGUUCGAAGGCUAUUGUCAGUCGUCUCCAAGGUUCGGAACGACGUGCCCGUCUGUCCAUGAUAAUGGAACGUAACGAACAGCCUAUUCAACAUGGUAGCCCCAUGCGUACAGGUAUAAAAGAGGAUGUGGAAAACGAAAUUAAGAGCGAAGGAAGUUCACUCCUUCCAGGCGGAAGACCGAAAGAAGACCAUGGCACUCUGGAAGAUUCUACUACGGGGUUGUCACAUAACCAUGCACCAAUUCCGCUCAAGAUAGCAUUACGUGCAAUUAUUCUGGAAAAGUCAGUUAGCGUCUUCUUGUUGCUUAUGCCCUUUGCAUACAUGGCGCACGCGUUCGGCUGGGGUGCCCGCUGGGUCUUCUGGCUCAAUUUUUGUGUCAUGAUUCCUUUGGCCUCUAUCCUUGGCGACUUUACCGAAGAGGCCGCUCUGCAUACGAGUGAAACGUUUGGUGGGUUGUUGAAUGCAACUUUUGGAAACAUGGUUGAGGUAGUGGUUGGAAUCCAAGCCCUUUUAGCCAAUGAAAUUCGAGUCGUACAAGGAAGUAUGUUGGGUUCUAUCUUUUCCAAUUUGUUGCUUGUCUUAGGAUGUUGCUUUUUUUUCGGCGGCCUGAAAUACAAGGAACAAACCUACAAUGCUACCAAUGCAUCGGCGAACAUUGGACUGCUAGCUCUGAGUAGCAUUGCUCUUGUUCUACCUACUCCAUAUGCUGCAUAUUAUGAAAUUCAUGACGAAGGUGUCUUGGCCAUCUCACGAUAUGCAGCAGUCUUUCUUUUGUUCAUGUACAUUCAACUAUUGGUCUUUCAAUUGUACACCCACAAUCAUCUCACCGUGGCCAGCUCAAGUGACAGCUCGAGCAAUGAAAAUGGCGGAGAUGAUGAAGAGGAAGAAGAGGAGGCUUCAAUCUCUUUGAGGGUCGCUCUAAUCGGUCUUCUUAUAACCACAUUGACAGUGACGGUAUUUUCUGAUUUCCUCGUGGCAAGCAUUGAUGAGUUUUGCCAGAAAUCAAGUAUGUCGAGAACUUUUGUCGGCUUGAUCCUACUCCCUAUUGUCGGCAAUGCAGUGGAGCACAUUACUGCUGUGACAGUCGCUAUGAAGGACAAGAUGGAUCUUUCGAUGGGUGUGGCUGUCGGAUCCUGCACACAGAUUUCUCUCUUUGUCGUGCCCGUUACUGUGAUCGUAGGCUGGAUAGCUGACAAGGACAUGACACUCAACUUCCCCCACUUUGAGAUUACAGUCUAUAUUCUUUCCAUUUUCACCGUGUCUAUCUGUCUUCUGGAUGGAAAAUCUAACUGGCUGCUUGGAUCUUUGCUGAUUACAACCUACGUUCUCAUUGCCAUUGGCUUUUGGUACGAAGAUGUAGUAGAUUUCUAA